AUUCUUAUACUCGACCCAACGACAAACAUAUCUUUCUACGACUGCCGUCAAUGAAGAGAGCCGAUCGCCCCUUUGAUGACUGGGAUGAUUGGUCCGUAUUUCAUUACAUGGAAAAACUUCACCUUAGUCUGCCGUGGGAAAAAGACAACGUCGGAGAGAGUUUAGCCGUUGGAGAUACACUUGACAACACCAACAGACAACCCGAGGAAGGGAGGCCACCGCCACACAUUCAGCGCAAGCAAAAUAUUGUAGACGUCUGUAUAAAAUGUCUCUUUUGUUUAUGCCCUACUCAAACUGCCGGAGACCACCAAAUUUGUGUGUUACCUUGUGGCCUUGUAUGUGGUUACUCAUGCAUGGCGAAAAUAAUCGCAGACGAAACCGAGACCUGUCCCAUGUGUGGGGAAAACCACAUGGAAUUCGACGUCACAAAACUGGACAUUCUCCCCGAGCAAAUGGCAACGGAGGAGUAAACUAUCAAACGGUAAAUCGUCCAGCCGAACUAAUUCAAGGAAGGCUGAUUCGGUGAUUGCGCGAGAAUAAGAUUAACGGGUUGUACUUUAUUUAAAUUCUUUGUAUUUCAAAUGCACAAUCGUACGUACUUC
Salvia miltiorrhiza (redroot sage) is the source of this 602-nucleotide messenger RNA. RefSeq lists its product as uncharacterized. Lineage: Eukaryota; Viridiplantae; Streptophyta; Magnoliopsida; Lamiales; Lamiaceae. The record is from RefSeq and is a predicted model, not a curated record. The transcript is spliced from 4 exons. Bases 51 to 470 code for a protein of 139 amino acids.